AUGGGCCCAUUGACGGCCGAACCUUACAGAGAGGUUGAGGUGGAAGAUUAUGGAGUUGGGAAUAGUGGCAGCCCACCAUCAGGCACCGUGGGCACCUCAGACAGGUGGUUUCCUUAUCUUAUCAGUGUUUGGAGGACUUCCAAUCAUGUGACUGCGGCUGGUGAGCUCGGACGAAUGCAGUGUCAAGCAGAAGAUGGACGAACUUCGAAGCUCGCGCCUCACCCCCCAAAGCACCUACAUAGUAAACCAAAGCUGUUGGCCAGACUUGGCCAGGUCGUUGGCUGCCACAGGAUGGCCUGUGAUGACAUCAGAUUGCGUCCACCCAUUGAUAGCUAUCUCGGCUUGACCGGAGACGGCAUAAGCUAUACCGGCGGACUUUGUUGCCCAAUCUCAAGCUCCACGUCAGCCACGAGCCUCGAAAAAAGCAUUCAAAGAUACUGUGCUUAUCCCAACUUUGGUGGGUUGGAACUAAAGGAACCUUUCACCCGUUGCGUCUUGUGUGCAUGGGGCUCCUUGGAGCUUGUGCUUUCGGAGGCGAAAGGUUCUUUCAUGCAUGGGGCCUUACACCUAUCCGUGCCUGGCUUGAGUCCGGAGACCGAACCGACAGUGCAAAAAAGUGGUUUGGCCAAUGAGCCAUCCGGACUAUCAGCAUUUCAGCAUUGGUGGGAGGUGCGGUGUUGCCGACCGGCUGGAUUACCUAAUCUCCGCUCGGGGGGGAACAAUGGGGGCAACCUGGAAUGCCCGAGUCCCGUGGACGUGGACACAGCCGAAGCAGCCCUCUUCAGGCGUGGGAAGGAGGUGGGUCCACUCGGGGAUUCUGCGCCAGCUGUGCCUUCCCGCUUUCCGCCCUUCCCUUCUGCUCUGCUCAGCCUUUGGCCCUUUGCGUUCCCUCCCAGGUCUACGCUACCUUACCUUGCUCCGUACGGGUUCAACAAAAAAUCCAUCCACGCCGACAACUCCCAUCCGCUUCUCCAACACGUCACACACGACCGCCUGCGAUUCCGAGCUCAACCCUGCGCAUUCACGCCUUGGGACUCGACUAGAAUUUGCUCUUCCGACGUGUCUCGACAACUCGACGAUAAUCCGUUCCAUCGCCUGUUCUUGCGAUCCAACGGUCUAAUUUGCGCCGACCCUCCGCUUCCACUCUUCCCAUCGCCGCAUCCGAACCACCCGCUUUUGCUUCGCGACGACUAA
Colletotrichum lupini is the source of this 1194-nucleotide messenger RNA. RefSeq lists its product as uncharacterized. The record is from RefSeq and is a predicted model, not a curated record. The coding region runs from base 1 to 1194 and encodes 397 amino acids. Lineage: Eukaryota; Fungi; Ascomycota; Sordariomycetes; Glomerellales; Glomerellaceae. The transcript is spliced from 6 exons.